UUUAGAGUUUCUGUACCUUGGAGGGAAUUUCAUUACUUCAAUUCCACCUGAAUUAGCAAACCUGCCUUCUCUAAGCUAUCUAGUUCUGUGUGACAACAAGAUCCAGAGCAUUCCACCUCAGCUGGCACAGCUGCAUUCCCUGCGUUCCCUUAGCCUGCACAAUAACCUGCUGACUUACCUUCCUCGAGAGAUUCUCAACCUGGUUCACCUGGAAGAGCUGAGCUUGCGUGGGAACCCACUGGUGGUUCGGUUUGUCCGUGACCUGACCUACAACCCCCCAAGCCUUCAGGAACUGGCUGGACGCACAAUUAAAACGCGCAAUGUUCCCUACGCUCCCAGUGAUCUCCCAGAGAACCUUGUCCGGUACCUGAGCUUGGCCAGCAACUGUCCCAAUCCUAAAUGUGGGGGUGUCUAUUUUGACAGCUGCGUCAGACAAAUCAAGUUCGUUGACUUCUGUGGGAAGUAUCGCCUCCCGCUGAUGCACUACCUGUGCUCCCCAGAGUGCUCCUCUCCGUGCAGCUCUGCCUCCCAGAGCUCUACUUCCCAGAGCGAGUCUGACUCCGAGGACGAAGCCAGCGUCGCUGCGCGCAGGAUGCAGAAGGUCCUUCUGGGAUAACAGGGAGCGAGAGGGGAAGACUGGAAGGAAACGCAGUUGAAAAGCAAUAAUGGAACAGCAAAGCAUGAGCCUCUGGCCUGAAGGGCUCACAAGAAACUGUCCUCAAGUCCAUGUAAGGGACAGAACUUCUGAGCAAGCCUAGACUUGCUUGGUGCAGUGCUACUUAGCAGAACUAACUCAGUGGCACACUGCCUGUAGGGUGCCUGGGGUUGUUAGAAACCUCUGCUCUCUGGGAGACACCCCUCCCUCGUAUGGGCUGGGAGGGGGAUUUCUUCUCACUGGCGGAUUGAGAAGGGUUUUAAUAGAUGACACUUCGUGGGACUUCAGUCAUCCUGCAGACAAAGGAGACUGUCCAGGUCUUUUAACACUGUGGUAAAUCAGAAACAGGCUAAUGAUGCCAUGUGAGUAUGUAUGGACCCCAGUGUUUUCUGUAGCAUUUUGAUUCUUUGCUGUCUCCUUUGAUUUCAGCUACA
This is a messenger RNA of Antrostomus carolinensis (chuck-will's-widow), 1089 nucleotides long. It is a transcript of the gene LRRC58, whose product is annotated as leucine rich repeat containing 58. The transcript has 3 exons. Gene Ontology annotation, cellular component: cytoplasm. NCBI's taxonomy places the organism in Eukaryota, Metazoa, Chordata, Aves, Caprimulgiformes, Caprimulgidae. The annotation marks the transcript as partial. The record is from RefSeq and is a predicted model, not a curated record. Gene Ontology annotation, molecular function: protein binding.